UUUGCCAUAAGAACAGUUCACAAAUGCAGUGAUUGUUACACAUGCAACAUUUCUUUAGCCAACGUUUUAAUCCAUAAUCUUCAAGAUAGGGAAAGUCAGAAAAGGGCAAUUGCCGAAAAGUUCUUUCAUCCAGGGCAGUUCUUCAAUUAGCAGGUGGCGCAUAACCUCAGUCCAGCUGCCGUCACCAACUCCAUCAAAGAUUAGUUAACUAAGAUGAAUCAUAAGACGAUUCAACCGUCUCUGACUCCAUUGUCACCGCUUUUCCAAAUGGGCCUAUAAGUGUGAUGCAAUAGUGAGUGAUGUGAUGUCAUAAUUGUCACCAUAUUGAAGAAAGAGCUCAAACAGAAAUGUUUAAGUAGGCUACUCAUUUUGAAGUGAGAACUGACAAGACAAGACAUAUUCUGUUUCUGUAACAUUUUUAUGAGUAUUGAAGUUUCCCACAGGGCUGAAGCAUGGAGCAGCUGACCUGUUGGUGGGGGAUCGCAACUCUAAUCAUGUGUGUUGAUAGGAACAUUGAUAGGUCAUGUAUAAAAGCAGUGAAACAUCAGCUCUACCAAACCACAAAGGACACCCUCUCAGCCAGCUGCAUUGUACUGCUGAACACAUCCUGAAAAACAUGGAGUGUGAGCUAAAAAAUAUUGUACUGAGAUCAGGAGAUCAACUGAAAAUACAGGGGAUAAUCGUCAGUGAUGCAAACAGGUUCCAGAUUGAUCUUGGUACUGAUAAGGAUAACCUAGCCAUGCACUUCAACCCACGCUUCAGAGAUGAGGUUGUGAUUGUCUGCAACUCCAAGCAUAAAAGUACCUGGGGAGAUGAGGAAAGGCAUGACAGAAACCCCCUCCACCCAGGCACAAUGGUGAAGGUUAGAGUUAAGUUGGCUGGCAACCUGUUUGAGGUGGAACUUCCUGAUGGAGAGGAGAUCCAAUUCCCUAAUAGAGAAGGCCUGGAUGUCAUCACUUAUGUUAGGGUUAAAGGGGAUUUUAAGCUCACCUCUUUCAAGAUCUAUUGAUUUUAUUUUAUCAUACCAAGAUGUCUCAGAUAUUGUGGCAAAAACGCAGCGCAACAAUAAAGUGGGGGUUUUUUUGCGCUA
This is a messenger RNA of Alosa sapidissima (American shad), 1090 nucleotides long. Its product is annotated as galectin-2-like. Lineage: Eukaryota; Metazoa; Chordata; Actinopteri; Clupeiformes; Clupeidae. The transcript has 5 exons. The coding region runs from base 524 to 1009 and encodes 161 amino acids. Gene Ontology annotation, molecular function: carbohydrate binding. The record is from RefSeq and is a predicted model, not a curated record.